AGUAGAGAUUUAAAAAGAUUGACAACGGUUUUCUGAACAGCUGCAUUGUUGCUGUAUUCAGGACUGCAUAGGUUAGUUCUCAGGUCCAACUUUUAAUGAUCUUGUUUACCUUUUUGAUGCUUCUCCUCAUAGCAAACCGUUCUACACUGCCAUUUUUGGACUAACAGAUGAGCACACACACAGAAGAUGACUUUUAUCAAUCUGAAGAUGAUCUGGACGAAGAUGAGGCAACACAAUACAUAAUUGAACAAAGUUUGGUUCAGUAUAGAAAACUUAAAGGAUUAAAUCCAAGUGAUCUGAAACCCAGUGAAGACCCUGAUGAGAUUUACAAAGCUAUCAAAGAGGGUGAUGUGGUUGCCCUGGACAGACUGAUAAUGCAACCAGAGACUCUGUCCAGAGUUGAUGAACGAGGAUGGAUCCCUCUGCAUGAAGCUGCAGCUCAGGAGAAGAAAAGAAUACUAGAGAUAAUCUUUUCAGCAUCACCACCAGGAGCAGCUCAGUGUCGUACUCUAAAGGGUGAGACGCCUCUCUUUCUAGCUGUGGUCCAUGGACACAGGGAGAAUGCUACAUUUCUGGUACAGAAUGGUUGUAGCCCAGAUGUCCAGAAUGAUGAGCAGGAUUCUCCUUUAGUGGCAGCUAUUCUGAAUGACCUUUAUGACUUGGCCACACUUCUGCUUCGUUAUAAUACCAAUGUAGACCAAACAGGACCGCUAAACAGGACAGCUCUACAUGAGUCAGCCUUUUUAGGUUUGGAGAACUUUGUGUAUCUGCUGUUAGAGUCAGGUGCCAAUCCAAACGCACUUGACAUCAAAAAGAAAACCCCACUGGCUUUGGCUGCACAGAACGGACAUCUGAAUGUGGUGGAGGUUUUGUUACAAAAAGGAGCCCAUGUGUGGUCUGAAUCAGACUCAGGUAGCAUUUUGUUUGAUGCAGCAGCGUCAGGAAACCCUGACAUCAUCUCCUUGCUACUUGACCAUAGAGCAGACCCCAACCUUCCCCUUUACAGCGGGCACCUGCCAAUUCACCGCGUGGCAUAUCAUGGACAUAGAUUGGCACUGGAAGUCCUCAUCCCAGUGACUGAUCUGCAUUCUGUGAGGGAAAGUGGGAUGAGUCCUCUCCAUUCUGCGGCUGCUGGAGGACAUGCCCAUUGUGUGGAGAUUCUGCUCAAGGCUGGCUACGAUCCAAACUUCAUGCUGCACCCAAAGGUGCGCCGUGGCUACGAUGAUGAGCGUAGGUCUGCCCUCUUUUUUGCUGUGUCCAACAAUGAUCUUCAGUGCACCCGCUUACUGUUAGAGGCUGGAGCGAUGGUGAACCAGGAUCCUAUCUGCUGUCUGCAAGUAGCUCUCAGACAGGGCAACUAUGAACUCAUCAACACCUUGCUGAAAUACGGGGCAAAUGUCAACUACUACUCCCGUGUUAACACCACGCACUUUCCCUCAGCGCUGCAGUAUGCCCUGAAAGAUGAGGUUAUGCUGAGAAUGAUUCUGAAUUAUGGUUAUGAUGUCAGGCGUUGCUUUGACUGUCCAUAUGGUGACAGUUCCCAUGAUUAUGCUCCUUGGACAACCACGGUUAUCAAAGACAUGGUGUUUUGUGAGGUGAUAACUGUGUCAUGGCUCAAGCACCUGUCUGCUCAGGUGGUGCGCAUCAUGUUGGAUUACACUGACCAUGUUUCCUUCUGCCCAAAACUUAAGGACAUCUUGCAGGAACAGAAACAGUGGCCAGAAAUCUGUCAGAUCCAACGAAAUGCACGGAGCCUGAAGCACCUGUGUCGGUUGGGGAUAAGGGAGCAUUUCAGACUUCUACGUUUGAGAGCUUCCGUUUUUAUCAACUUCCUUCCUCUUCCUCCCAGGCUGAAAGAUUACCUACGCUUCAAGGAGUUUGAUGUUUACAGCAGGGGCAGCAUGGUUAACUCCCAGUGAAAACAAACACAUUAAAAGAUGUCACAGAUAUAAUUUUUAUAUAAGGACAAACAAGUGCCCAAUAAGUGCCUGUUAGCUUUUUGCCUCGUUAUGUGUUUUGAAGUGGUCAUGUUUUCUGUACUUUAUAAAAAGCCUUGCAAUACUGUUGACUUUUUUUUCUAAAUAGAUCAGAAUCAGACAACUUUAUUAAUCCUAAGGAAUUAAAUUGCUAUAGUGGAAUGUUAAUAUGCCCUGGAAAGAUUUGCUCAUUGUGACAGUGAAUUAUUAUUUUUUUAAAUUUUUUAAAGUCUAAAUAAACUCUAAAGAUAGCAAUGUAAAAAACAUUUUAAGAACACUACUUCUUUGUCCCCAUCUUGUGGUAGAAUUAAGUAUUACAAAAGUGGAUUUAGUUUAACGUUUCGGUUUUAAGCUGUCAUUAAUUAAAUAUAUAAAUAUAAAUAUAUUGAAUUAU
This is a messenger RNA of Melanotaenia boesemani (Boeseman's rainbowfish), 2370 nucleotides long. RefSeq names its product ankyrin repeat and SOCS box containing 14b (gene asb14b). The transcript has 9 exons. Lineage: Eukaryota; Metazoa; Chordata; Actinopteri; Atheriniformes; Melanotaeniidae. The record is from RefSeq and is a predicted model, not a curated record. The coding region runs from base 168 to 1919 and encodes 583 amino acids. Gene Ontology annotation, biological process: intracellular signal transduction. Gene Ontology annotation, molecular function: protein binding. Gene Ontology annotation, cellular component: cytoplasm.